Messenger RNA from Caenorhabditis elegans, 210 nucleotides. It is a transcript of the gene C38D4.10, whose product is annotated as WRKY transcription factor 14. Bases 1 to 210 code for a protein of 69 amino acids. The transcript has a single exon. Lineage: Eukaryota; Metazoa; Nematoda; Chromadorea; Rhabditida; Rhabditidae. The record is from RefSeq and is marked reviewed.
AUGCUCAAUGAUAUGCACAUGGCGGCCAAUGGAGAUCUGCUUUCCAGCUUCCCACAGGAUUUCCUUGAAGACUCUGGCGAUGGAGAAGUUCACGAGGCGGCCAUCCUCUCCGUUUUCGAUGACAAUUCGAAUAGCCCGCCACCGUGUCCGAUCGUUGUCGACACUGUACCAGACGAUGAUGACAGUCUCUUGUUCCCAAGAAACUCAUAA